UAUUUAAUAUUUUUGGGUGAAAAAUGUGAGCCAAGAACCAAGGAGUGGUUAACAGCAGACCCAGAUGAGUUCCUGCUCUUCCAUGGCUUCCCUUCUCAGUCCACGUCCCACGGCAUCUCUCAUGAACAAGUGGCAGUGGGGCUAACGGGGGAAUGAAUUGUGGAGGAAGAAUGGAACAGAACCAUACAAAUUAUGCAGUAAUCCAAGCGAGUUUGUGUGGUUUGAGGUGGCCAUACAACUGAAAGUGCUAACCGCCAGUUAGCAGAGCUGAUAUGGAGUGGAACACAAAGCGUCUCAGGGCCUUACGAUGUCAAACAUUUAUUCCAACACGCACAAUAGCUUUCUUGUGUUGUUUUUGGAUAUUGAAGUUGUUGAUAUAAGUUAAUCACAACUUUUUCUCAAUUAAUAGUCACUUGUUUUGAAAAGUUUGAAAAAAAAACUAUGGUCAUGAAUAAAGAAGACCCAGAUGAGUUGCUGCAAUGGAGGAUUUCUGUUUUAUGUUAGGGUGCCGUCUAAGCUUGUGUUGGUAUUACUGGAGUUUACAUGAUUGAACUACGCCAUUUGGCUUAAGGUUCUUGGCGGGGAUAUUGAUAGGAAUGGUGAAUCGUGUGAGUUCCAUUACCUCUACAAUCACACAACCCAAAGCUCAUCUGACUUUUAUGAAAAAUGAAAGAUUGCACGGGCUUAGUUUAAUGACAAAUGCUAAGAUGGCUGUUGAAGGGGAAGUGCUGGGGAAAGAAUCAGUCAGUGUCGAUGGCAAAGAUUAUGGAGUUGUUAGUGUCCACCAUGUUGGAAUUCUGUGUGAAAACCUUGAGAGGUCACUCGAGUUCUAUCAGAAUGUUCUAGGUCUUGAAAUAAAUGAGGCAAGGCCAGAGGAUAAGCUCCCUUAUAGAGGUGCUUGGUUGUGGGUGGGUUCUGAGAUGAUUCAUUUGAUGGAGCUUCCCAAUCCAGACCCCUUAACUGGACGGCCUCAACAUGGUGGCCGGGAUCGUCAUACUUGUAUUGCUAUUAGGGAUGUGUCUAAGCUAAAAACAAUCCUUGAUAAAGCUGGUAUUCCCUACACGCUGAGCCGCUCCGGGAGGCCAGCAAUUUUUACACGAGAUCCGGAUGCAAAUGCUCUAGAAUUUACUCAAGUGGAUGUCUGAAACAUUUGAACAUCUGGCGCGUAAACUUACAGUGUUAGUAUCAAUGAAAAACACUUUUGAAUGGAGCAUUUAAUCUUUGGCAGGUAUUCUGUUGGUGGCCCAGGAAUACCCAUAUUAUGUAAUAUUUGAUGCACAGAAACUACAUAUACAGGUAUUCAGAAAAUAAAUGUAUCCCCCAACGAUGAUUUUCUAAGCCAUCGGUUCUACAAUUUGCUAGAAAUGGGAGUGUGAUGUUAUGAGCUAAACCUGCAUGUUUGGCAGAAAACACUCAAAAUUGUAAGUAUGUUUGGCAGAAUAUAUGAACAUAUUUCUGAGGUGGUCCUUAAA
Carya illinoinensis is the source of this 1472-nucleotide messenger RNA. RefSeq lists its product as uncharacterized. The coding region runs from base 597 to 1145 and encodes 182 amino acids. The record is from RefSeq and is a predicted model, not a curated record. The transcript has 6 exons. Lineage: Eukaryota; Viridiplantae; Streptophyta; Magnoliopsida; Fagales; Juglandaceae.